Messenger RNA from Dermacentor silvarum, 2175 nucleotides. RefSeq names its product endothelin-converting enzyme 1. The transcript is spliced from 3 exons. NCBI's taxonomy places the organism in Eukaryota, Metazoa, Arthropoda, Arachnida, Ixodida, Ixodidae. Gene Ontology annotation, biological process: protein processing. Gene Ontology annotation, molecular function: metalloendopeptidase activity. The record is from RefSeq and is a predicted model, not a curated record. Bases 1 to 2175 code for a protein of 724 amino acids. Gene Ontology annotation, cellular component: plasma membrane.
AUGUUGAUAGAAACUGAACCAGGUGAGAAGAUCGGCUGGCUAUACCAGCCUCCGCACAUCAGCAUCAGGUUGAACCAUCCACCACCCCCUGAACGUCUCAAACUGGGUAACAGGUCAACCAUCGUGGCCGUGCUGCUGGCAGUCGCCGUCGCAGUCUGCGUCGUGUCCGCCGUCGCUGUCCCGAUCACACGGCGCAUACGGCACGCUGCCCAGCGCGUCAGCCUGUGCGAGACCACGGCGUGCACCUCUUACGCUCGCAUGGUGGCGCGAAGCACGUCGGGAUCGGUCAACCCGUGCCACAACUUCUACCGCUUCGUCUGCGAAGGCUACGCCAACUCGUCGCGGUCAGUGUUCCGGGACCACAUGGACGCCUUCACGAGCCUCGUGGCGCAUUCGCUGCGCACAGCCAUGGCGCCGGAGUCGGCGCAGAGCGCAUUCGAAAAGGCCGCCGUCUUCUACCAGUCAUGCGUCGCUGUGGUCGCCGAAGGGGCAAGCCAGUUCGACCAGUUUCGAGCAGUCAUAAUUGACGCCGGAAUCCUCUGGCCACAAGUUUCCAAGAGGCCAAACAUCAUGGCGUCAAUGCUCAAGAUGGCAGUGACGUUGAAUAUUUUCACCCUUGUCUUCUUCGCGGCCGAGCACGACGGGGAGAAGUGUCUCAUUGAAAUCUGGAAGGGAGACGUCCUGGAACACCUGAAACGACGUCGCCGCGAACUUGAAGCCGACGGAAAGUACGAGCUCUACUACGACUCCUUUAUCCAGAUUUUUGAAGGCUACGAUACGAAUGCAAUAAUGGGCGGCUCUUUGUUGGCGUCAGCUACCUCUGGCAGCGAAUCCACGCGCUGGGAGUACUUCCUCCAGAUUGAAAACGUUGCCUUACAUUAUCUUACUGGUCGGAAGACGACCACAAAGACAGUAUUCGACGAUGUUGCCAAAUUGAAGCGCAUAUCGCCGUCAAUAUCACCGAGGCGCUGGGCUCACUUGUUUGGCCAAAUGAUGUUCACUCCGCUUAAUAAAUCGGAGAAUCGGUCGUCUCCGUCCCUGCCAUGCUCUCAAGAGAUAAGGGUGUGGGACGUGCAGUAUCUUCGCGCCCUGGACGACCUUUUGCUCGCUGUCGGCGAGCAACGGCUCCACUUCUACUACGGCUGGACUGUUGUCCAGGCUUUAGCUCGCUUCAUGUCCUACGGUCUCGCUGUCCUGAGCUACGGAAGUGCCAAGGCAGCUCGCGACGAGUCAUCGCUUAACUGCCUGCGGCUCACUGAGGCAACCAUGGGUCUGGUGGUGUACGAGCGGUACGCAGCCAGGCAUUUCAGGCAGGACAUACGAGUGGAGUUGCACGAAAUGGUGAACGUGGUGUACUCGGCGCUUCUGCGCAACAUCCAGGAGAUUCCAGAGUUGGAUGUACGCGACACCUCGAUGGACUUGCGGCAGCUGGAGCGCACACUGCUCCCGAGGCUCGAGUUCCUUGACAACAAGGACCGACUGAACAGGCUGCUCGUCGAAGUGCCGUCCAUGGUGCGCCGCUCGUUCGCGCACAAUUGGCUGGAGCUACAGCGCGCACUGCGCCGCAUGAGCUCCGAGGUACGCGGGGUCAUCAGCUCCUGGUACUUGUCGAGCAUCGCCGGAGCCAACGGCUACUCGAUCCACAGAGCUGGCAACAAGACAGAGCUCGGACUCGCGCCCCAUUUGACCCUGCUGCCGUUGUACGAUGCGAGUGUGGUGGACAGCGUCAAGUACGGUGGUCUUGGUUCCCUGAUCGCGGAGGCCACGUUCCAGUUCUUCGAGGAGCAUCUGCCCGAGCAGAGCGGCUUCCGCUCGCUCCUGGAACAGCGCACUCGCUGCUACGAAAGCGCAGGGCCACUACGCGAUCUUCAAGGGGAUCCUGUCAAGCGCGCUGUUUUCAAGCGCGCCGUCUCCCAGUCCUUCCUGUGGCAGGCGUUCCAGUCUCCGCUACGACGACGUGACUAUCUCUGGCGCCUGCGUGACCUCGAGUCUUUUUCGGAGCAACAGCUGUUCUUCAUGGCUUCCUGCUUUCCGCUCUGUUCUGGAUACCAGAGCGGCGUAGCUGAGCUCACCUGCAACGAGCCGCUGAGGCAUAGCCGACACUUUCCGGGCGCCUUCCGCUGCCCCGGAGGUGCGCCCAUGAACCCUCGACUCAAGUGCAGCGUAUUUUACUAG